GUUUGAUUUUUAGGGGUAAUGCUAAGUGAUACUUGCUCCUUCUGCUUCAGUGGAUGAGACUUUGCUCACUGAUGCAAUACAAGGCUGUAUUACUGGCAGCCUCACGGCCACUCCUAAAAUUCCAGCAAAGCUGCUGUUGUAUACAAUGUAAUUCUGUAUAUAUACCAACAUGCCGUGUGUGUGUGCGUGGAUGAAGAGGCACCUUUGCUUGAAGAAGUGGUAGUAAGUGGAUGAGCCAUGACCCAGCAGGCCUCUCCUGGGACAUCCCUAGGCCUGCUGCUUUGUGGCCCUGCUGCCCCAUGCAGCUGUGGGGCUGGCUUGCUCUGUGGGAAAAGCAAAGCAGUCUGUGAAGCGGGCGCCAUGUCCCUGGAAACAGCUGUGGAGUGCAAACGGACCGCGCCAAGGGCUGGAAAAACUCUUCCAGGUUAAUGGUCCCAGUGACUCUGUUCUGCCUCUUGCAUAAGGGGCAUAAUGCCUUUCUGCUAUAGCUUUACCCAUGGCAUUUUAGUAUAUCUAAGCGAAUCAUCUGCAUUUUUGCCAACAUAAUAUGCAAAACAUCAUGUUCCGUGUUAGUUUGAAUAACGCAUUUGGUACUGAUGUAGGAAAGAGGAGUAACAAGAAGACUUUCUUCCAUGUUUUUUUUUAUCAACUAUAUCAGUUGGACUAAUGAGAGAUCGACACCUUAACCAGCAUUAAUGCUCAAAGUUUUUCACCUAGACUCUGACAGACCAAGGGGCACAGGAAAAGAUUGGGUGUGGUAAUUAGACUACUGACCUGGGACUCAUCAGACAAACCCAGCUAUGCAUCAGAUACGCUUCGUAGUCAUGGAACCUACAACUAAGUGGACCCUACUGACCUAUGAAUGACAGAGGACAAGAGUGACAAGAAGUGUGAGAAGCACACAAAGAAAAAGGAAGUGGAGACGCUUUCAUCUGGACUUCUUUCCUGUCCCCUAUUACUAAUAUUGAAUGGAAAAGAGAGAUUUACGUGCCUUUUCUCCCCCAGUCUCAGGGAUGGGUGGAUUAUAAAUUCAGUGUGUGCAGUUGGAAGAAUAGACUGAAUCAUGAAUCUUCAAGCUCAGCAAAAGUCUUCAACCAAAAGGACUGGGAAACGAAUUACUUAUUUUAAUGAGCAAGAUAUAGCUGUGUCAUCAAAAGAGCCACAGCAGCAGCUUAAAGAAGGACAGUAUUACAGUCAUGGAGGGAAUAUACCAGCCUCCCAAACUAUGGAGAUUCCUCACACAGCAGGAUUAACAAGUGCCCCCAGCAAUGUUGCUUUGAUGAACUCUGUUUACAGUCAAGAUAGGGGAGAAUCAAUGAUGAUGUCCCAACCAGUAACAGCUGUCAAAUGGCAGAAUUCACUAAUGGGAAAUCGGUUGCCAGAGAGAGGCGAUGCCCACUGGCAGUCUCCACCUGCAAUGUGGAACCACAGUAUGGUUUUUGGGAGCAAUCCAAAAGGACCCCAUGCCAAUGCUGGUGCCCCAGGCUUCUAUGGUCACCCAGAAGCCCUUAAAAGAAAUCAAGAGAAAGGAGUGUUUGUGUCUCAGCUGGAUUUGUAUGAAGACGCAGUCCAACAAAUGAUGUCCCAGAAGGCUCAGCUGGAGCAGCAAGCUCUGGUUAGACAACAAGCACAAAUGAAUUCCUUUCAUCAGAUGCAGAAACAGCAGCAGCAGAAUCAAAGUCUGCCAUUACAGCCUUUUCAGCUUGCAUUUGGUCACCAAGGCCAGAAGCAAGGUCUUCCUGAAUUAUUGCAUGUCUUUCAAGAAGCGCCAGCUUCUUCCACUCCAGCAUUUACUGCUCAACAAAAACAGCAAGCUCUUCCCCAGCUACAACUGUUUGAAAAUUUCUAUCCUCAGCAGCAGCAGCAACAACAGGCUGCCACACAAGCUUUUAGUCUACAGCAAACUACUUCCAUAGCACAGCCUCAUGUGGCAGCUGCAGCACCUCAGCAUCACAUGAUGGCUCACCAGUUUCAGCAAACAGAGAGGAACCAGGAACUAUUCAAGGCUCUAACAGAGCAGAACCAACAGACUGUGCUACCUCAGACCCAGAUUCCUUUUCCAAGAAGGUCACGGAGACUCUCCAAAGAAGGUGUCCUGAUGACAUCUACAGGAGAAGUGUUGGCUUCCAAGCAGGCAGAAGAACAAUCUGGCAAUUUAUUUCUCCAUCACUGGCAAACACAUCAGCAAGAGGUCCCAUUACAGCAGCCACUUGAAUCACUGACCCAUAACAAAAGUAGCUAUUCACAUCCCAAGAGAAUGGAUCUGGGGCAGAAGGAUGUCCUGGUCAACAGUGAACUGUGCCAGAUGGAAACAGACAGGCAGGCCAUCGCUCAGAAUGGCAGAGAUGCAGAGAAACAGACAGUAGCAGCAGAAGAGAACACUCCAAGAACUAAUGACUUUCAGGGUGUUAGAGGUGGUGUAAUCCAGAGUACGCGAAGGAGACGGCGUGUUUCUCAAGAAGCCAAUUUGCUAACUUUGGCCCAAAAAGCUGUUGAGCUGGCUUCUCUUCAGAAUGUCAAGGAAUCGGAUACUUCAGAAGAGAAGAAAAGUGUGCUGAUAGCAGCUCCAGGACCCACAGCUGCUAAAAGUGUUGUGGAAUUUGCCAGUUCUUCACCAUCUCCCAAAAAAGCCCGGGAGGAUAGCAGCCUUGUGCCUCUUAUCAUUCCUGUAUCUGUGCCAGUGAGAAAAAUUGACUUGCAGAACCUUGAGAAAGAGAAGUCUGAGGAUGGGAAACUCCAGAGAGGCCAAACAAAUGAUCGAACUUCUUCUGAACGCAAGCCUUCUGUGAUAGUUACUCGGAGGCGAUCUAAUCGUAAUACUAACAUGGAAACCUCAAAUCAGCAUGAGCAUGCUGUUCCAAAGGAUGAAGCAGAGGGCUUUGCCCGGAAACCAAAGCAGCGCCCAAGACCUGAGCCACUCUUCAUACCACCAAAAGCUGGCACCUUUAUUGCACCACCUGUUUAUUCUAAUAUUACACCGUAUCAGAGCCAUUUACGGUCACCUGUCCGUCUGGCAGAUCAUCCUUCUGAUAGGAACUUUGAACUACCUCCUUACACUCCUCCACCAAUUCUUAGUCCAGUGAGAGAAGGAUCUGGGCUGUAUUUUAAUGCUAUCCUCUCUUCAAGUGGUCAUCCAGUUCCACCUCCGAUGACUCCUAAAAGUGCUCACAGAACUCUGCUUAGAUCAAACAGUUCAGAGGUUACCCCUCCUGUUCUUUCGGUGGUGGGGGAAGCCACCCCGGUCAGCAUUGAACCGCGUAUAAAUGUAGGAACUCGCUUUCAAGCAGAAAUUCCUUCACUUCAAGACAGAUCUCUGGCAGCAGCUGAUGAACAUAAAGCAGAGCUGGUGUGGCAGCCAUGGGGCGACCUGGAAACUAACAAAGUCACCCAACAGAAUGUGGAAAACCUGCUAGCUGCUGCGUGUUCAAGCAUUUUUCCUGGGGCUGGAACCAACCAGGAGCUGGCACUGCAUUUCUUACAUGAAGAAAAGGGAAGCAUUCUGGGAGCUCUGACCAAGCUGCUAUUGAAGGGGCCAGUACGAUCACCUACCCAUCCUCUGGCAGAUUAUCACUACACAGGAUCAGACAGUUGGAAAGUUGCUGAAAAGAAGCUUUUCAACAAAGGCAUUGCAAUUUACAAGAAAGACUUUUUCUUAGUCCAAAAACUGAUAAAAACCAAGACAGUGGCUCAGUGUGUGGAAUUCUACUACACGUAUAAGAAGCAAGUGAAAAUUGGUCGGAAUGGGACCUUAAUUUUUGGGGACAUAGAUGUUGGUAAUGAAAAGUCUGUGAGAGAUGAAGCUGAAGUUGACAUCAAGAGUUCCCAUAGGUUUGCACGUGUUCUUCCUCUCAGAAGGGAUUUUUACAGUGAAGAACAGGGGUACAUGGAAGAGGAGGAAGAGGAGGAAGAGGAAGGGUUGGAUAACAGAAAGAAGAGCAUACUCCUUCUCAAAGAUGAACAGACACUACAAGAUGAUUUAAUAGCCAGUGAUGCCAAUAUAAGGAGUCAAGAGGCAACUGUUACAGGCAGAAUUGGAAGAAGGCCGAGAGAGACAACCAUGAAACCUCGAAAGCUUAUUACUGCUCCAGUGCAGAGGAGGCGGCGAAAACAGAAGAUAAAAUCAGAUGUUACCAGUAAAACUCAGAACACAGAAAACACAUUUCCAUGUAAAAAGUGUGGCAGGGUGUUCUACAAGGUGAAGAGCCGCAGUGCUCACAUGAAGAGCCAUGCAGAGCAGGAGAAGAAGGCAGCUGCACUGAAGCAGCAAGAGAGAGAGGCGGCGGCGGCAGCAGCAGCAGCAGCCCACAGCCAGGCCCAGCAGGAAGAGAGCAGCGAGAGUGGGACAAACAGCAGUGGAAGCAGCAGUGGGAGCUCAGAUGAGGAUGGAGAAAUAUAGCAGCAGGCUAGAAAUGGAGGGAGUAGCAAGGCUGGACCUAUCACCCUCUGAGUGGUUUCACAUUUUUUGCUUGCACUUUUCUGACCCGAACCAUCAGGUCUCAGUUUCAGUGCUGCAGUCUCCUCGUGCCACAUGUUCCACUUCACCUUGCCAGUACUGACCAAGCCAGAAUGGCAAACAAGAAGAUUUGUUUCAGCUUGGAAUGUUUUGAAAAAACAAAUAAGAUUUCUAUUCUAUUUAUAAUCAUACCUGAGGUACACAACUGAACAACGUCACCUGCAGUGGAAGUAAGUUCUCUUGGGUCAGUAAGACCUUUCUUCUUGUGCUUGUCAGGAAUCAUGAUAACAGGAUUCUUGCAUGUAACGGUUUCCAGACCAGAGUUAGAAAAUGGUGCUCUGCUCUGAGGUGACUGUAUCCAGUUACUGUGACACUGGUGAUUUCUAAAUGUUUUCUUUCUUAGCAAGUUAUUCUUCCUGUUACGCUUUCCUGCCUUUCUUUCUAAGCAUUUAUUCUGGCUGCCAGCAAGUUUUGUGGAAAGAUGGCGCGUGGUUUUGGCCUCUGUUUCACAAAAAUGAAAAGUGGGAUGAGCAAGAUACGCUUCCUCAUUCUGAGAGGAAGUUUUAUAUUUCAGAGAACUCUGAGGUGGUUUUCUUUCAUGCUAUUAAGAAUGCAGCAAUGGGUGUACGGUAUCCUGUGGGAUUAAAGUAGUCACAGGCCUUGUGGGUUGUCUCUUAAUGGAAAACAAAAUAGUUAGCCUUUGAUUAACUUCUUGGAAAGUAGUCUGGGUUUCACAAGUGCAAUUUUGAAAUGAAAACUGCUGGUUUUGAUUUUGGUUAAAGGGGAGCAAGUCUGUUUUGUGAAAAUGAACAUGGACCUUGUCUGCAUGUUGGACUGUGUGCACCCCAGAGAUGGGGGGAAUGGACUCUCAUCUCUAUCAAGCUCCUUAAAUCCCCCUGUGACUGGCUCUUACCUCUCAACACAUCCAUUUAUUUCCUGUGGCAGCCCUCAUUUAGCUUUUGAAAUUACUGUCACUGAGAGCUUCUAUUUGUGAGGCCCUUGUUUUCCAGAUAUUUCCUGUCAGACAGAGUGUGACUGUAUGUGCAGGAGGCUUUUCGCUUACUUCCACACAAGUGUCUGAACAGCUAAGCCUGCUGGGUUGUCCUUCUGUUGCCCCCUUAGCUGGCUGAAACGCUGACUUUUCCUUCAGAACUGGCACGUGCUAAUAGCCAAAAAAAUGUCUAGCCACCAAAAGCCUGCUGGUGAAUGAAAGUUAAGAAGAUGCAAAAGGAGUCCAGGUGACAUAGAUCUGCACAGGUUUGGUCUGUGCUUCUUUAUAGCCCACUUCAUCAUUAUUUCAUGAAGAUGUAGAGAAUCAGAUCACUUUCUUGCUCUCACAGUUGAUCAGUCCCAGCUCCGUGUUCUGGCUGCCUUUCCUGCUCCUUCAGUGCAGAGUGUGGAGGCAGCAGUUCCUGGGUGCCAGCAGUGAAUCACAUCCCAUGAGCGCUGCUCCUGUGGUGCAUGGCCAAGCCGGGAUCCUGGGUGGGUUAUUGCACAUGAAGUAUUCCCAACUGGCUGAUUUAAAAAAAUUUAUUUUUAUUUUUUAUUUUUAAAUUUGGCUCUUCAGGCUGCUAGAUAAAUUUCAGGUAAUGUAUCUACUUGUCAAGUUGCCAAUGGAAAACGGAUCUGACUCAGCAUGCCAUCUGGUCCUCUUUUCCUGUCCCAGGUAGUUUUACGCAACUGUGGUCGCGCUGUCCAAGUCUGGGAGGCUGUGUAUUGUACCAUAUUUUCUUUGACAUACAUAUGCCUUUGCAUAGACUUCUUAAUAGAAACAGAUACUACUCUUAAAAUUAGUAGCAUUAUCAUAAGGACUGCACUUUUUAAAAUGUUGACAAUGCUGCCUGUAUGCGUUUGAGUUCCUACCAACUCUGUGUUUUCAUUCCUAAUAAAACCAGGUGACUCUGUCAGCACUGGGAUGACUGCUGCAUGUCCCUGGGUCUUGCUGAAAAGACUGUGGAAGCAGAUGGCAUGUCACAAACUAUUACAAUCCGUUCAUAAACUGCAAAGAACUGAAAGCUACUCAUUGUUAAAGAGAAGCUUAAGCACAUCAGUCUUCCUAUUAAGAUUUUCAGUGUUAUUAUCUUUUUCCUCUUGUAAAUUGGAGAAAAAGUUUGUCUGCCACUAUCCUCACACCUUCAGAGAGAACAGAAGCUUUAGCGCACUGUGCCAGGAUAGUCAGUGAAGCAGCUGUAACUCACAGUUCACUUCUACUGCUGGGAUUAAUUCCAGUACAAAGUGAUCAUACAGUUAAAAUUCUGAAGUAUGUUUCUGGGAAGUUGCCAGUAGUUUCCAGAUCCUGAGACCUGCAGGGCAGAGCAUCAGCUCAGAAACAUGCAGGGCUUGUGAAUAUAUAUAAAAUGAGUUUAAAAUAAUGUAGAUGCUGUUGCACUAUUGUAAUGAAUGCAUUUCCCUGGAGUACCAGUCUCAGCUGUAGCACGGCGUACAGUUAAUUAAAAGACUGGGAAGACCUGGAAGUACAGAAUGAAGAAAUGGAGAUAGAGGUGGAAAUGGCACACAUUGAGAAACAAGGCAAAAUUGAAGAUUGUUAAGGUUCGAGAGGAGGUCUGCCUAAACCUGAGAACUAAAAUAAAGGUAAUUAAACUAUUUUAGGAAAAUGCUUUCACUAUCCUUGCUAAAACAGUGCCAAAUCAACCAUUAUUUCGUCCUUAAAAAAAAAAAACAACAACAACAACAACAUACUGUUCAUAUCAGGACAAACCAAUGGCUAGCUUCAGGUCUUGUUUCAGACGGUGAUCAGGAGCAGUCCUUUAGGAAAACUGAGGGAAAUAGUGGAACAGCAGCGUAAUCCCAGCUGAACUAAAAGAACUCAUUUGUGUCCUCCAGGAAAGCAAAUGCACAGAUAGAUUUGUAGAUGUGGACUGUUCUCCAUGCUGGCAGGAAAUCCAGAUGUGUCCCUGUUUUACCGUUAACACUCUGUGUAACACCUCAAUUUCUCCCAGUACUUUUAGUGUCUUGAAGUAUGCCAGGGUAACAAUGAGCCAAUGCUCAGUUGUGGCCCUCAGCAGUUUUCAAGAUGGCUGUAGUUUUAGGUAUUGCAUUGCAAAUUACAGUGGCAGACGAUUAACUGGUGAAAUCAAAUACAAAGAUUUAAAGAGCAAAUCGUGCUACUGCUUCAAGUACCAAUUUAAUCUUCUUAGGCAUGAUAAUGCUUUAAGGCAAGCAUUAUUAGUGUGUUCCAAAAGGGCAGAUCUUUCACUUAUUCUGUCUGCUUUAGGAAAUCAAUGAGUUGUGUUGCCUCUUACGAAGGGUAAACAAUUGAGGUGCUAAGAACAAAUAAGAAAUUGUCUUUAAUUGCACAAAAACUAUGUAUUUAUUACACACCAAAUCCAGUACUAAUCGCUUCUCUCCUACCCUGCUGCAGUAGCAGAGAACAGCAAGAUGUGAUACAGAGAGGCCUGUUGCUGGAAGAAAAUCUGAACAGGGCUAUUUCUGAGGAUAGGAUGGCUGCUACAAACAUGGGCUAGCAUGGCUGACAAAAGCAAAUAUGUAUGCCAAGUAAGUGGCAACAAAUGUGUUUCCAUAUUGCUGGUAGCCAUCAGAAGACCUUUUCUGUCAUGGUAAUGAGUGAAAAUGUUCCUCUAAGUGUCUUAGUUAAAAACAAGCAGCACCAAACCUGCUGCCCACCUGCUUACAGAAGCAGUUUAGAGUUGACCUGGCACCUGAUCAUGCCAACUAGCAAAAGUUGGCAGAGUUGUUUCCAAAACCAAACAAAUACAGACAAUAAUAGAAAAAAAAAUCCCCCAUCUGCUGUAGACAAAGCAUUUGAACUGAAUUUGUCUGAUCUGGAAUGAAUUAUGUAGGGGAAAAUUACUUGAGUGGCUCUUCACUGCAGCGCAGUGUUAAUUUAAGGCUGUUAUUCCAAUUGUGAUUUAAAGAAAAAAGAUCAGUCUCUUAUGUUCUGACAACUUGUCCGCUUGAAAGCCCUGUGCGGGUUAUUUUCAGUUUAAAAGCACUUUUACAGGUCUCCAUUCUCGCUACUCUUGCUGUUAGUUUAGAAAAAGGCACUGUGCGCUCCUCAGUGGAGUUGGAACAAGGAGGGUGUUUCUUUGUGUUAGCUGUCCUUUGUCUGGGAACAAAGAGAAGAUACAGGCUGCAGGUCUGUAGCUGUGUGCUGAUAAUUUGUCCCUUACAGUGCAAGAUGAGGCUGCAAGUGGUCAUGCACCCAGCAGUGGCUGUAUUUCCAAACCAUCGCCCAGCUGGGUGUUGAUGCCAGCUCCAGGUGUUGCAGAGAUGCUGCGAGAGAUGGGCUAGUGGUCAUGUUUGGCCCUGGUUGUGUGUUUUUGCCCUUCUGCCCUUUACAGAUAGAUUCAUUCAGCCUUUCAGAUUUGUGCUCUGCACGGGAUAGCAUCUCCGUUUUAUAAGAUGGUGUAUAUAUAACUACUAGAUAAAUGCAUGCACUCGUGAUGCAUAUCUGAUACAGCUACAGGUGUUUUGCUGUCUGGCUGCAAGAACAACUCUGCAUUUUAAUGUAUUGGAUGUUUUUCCAUUUAAAAUCAGAGCGGCUUAGCUGAACAGGCUGCAGUACCCUGGAGAACUCACUUCUGUACGCUGGAGGCCCCAGAACAGCUGUGCUGACAGCUAGGCCAGGCAGGAUGGCAGCUGCUUGAAGGCAGGGCAAAGAGAGACAUUCUGAAACUUAAAGGUAGCCCAUCUAUUGUUACUCCCAUACUAGUGAUGGAAUCCACGGAGUCUGGAUUAGCUAACAAAACUUCUCAUUUCACAAACCUGACACUUCACAGUGUUUCUCAUAACUGUAGCAAGCUUAUCUUAAAGUCGUCAUUCAAAAAAAAAGUGUUUCUUAAACCAGAAAGAGCAAGCUCUCCCUCUCUUAGCUAUUACAUACUACUUAGUUCGCUUUCAAGCAGCAGUCUUGGGAAGUUCCUAUGUAUUUGUAUCCUAUUCUAAAAGAAAUGUGAGUGGGGAGGACUACAGCCGUAGAAGUCUCAUCUGCUUUCAUACAAAAGCACUUUUAGUCCAGUGAUUACCUCUGCCAGAAACCUCAUUCUCAACCACAUUUUCCCAUGCAAGCAUUCUCUGUUUUAUCUUCUAAUGUAUGUCUGAAAGUUUAUAAAGCUUUAAAGAGACAAAGAAGCGGUGUCUACAAACCGUGUUUGAUUUUCACAGGGGUGAGUUUCUGUGUAAAUUCUUCACUUGGGUUCAGCUGCUUUUCUUGCCCUUGUUCUCUUUGACACCAAGUGUUAGGAGGGCAGCCUCCGAGCUUCAUCUGAGCAGUUCUCUUUCUGAGAGCAAGAUUCCAUCAACAGCUGAGCCCAAGAAAUGCUUAACUUCUCAAGAAUCAAAAACAACAUAUAUUUUUAUAGAAAUGUGUAUUUUAAAAAUCUGUUUCCUGCAGCUUCUCCAUAUGUAUUUUUCCCCUGGCAGUUCAGAUUUGAUAAAGACUUUUCUUGUUGAGUUCAUUCUUUUUACGUUGUUUUUAAAUUUGUAGUCAAAGCUUUGGUGUACUGUACAGGAGCAGUCAGCCUUUGUAAUUACUGUAUAAAUGCUUUAUAAUAAAGUAUAUUACUUUUAUUUUAGCAAGUGAGCAGACACUUCCUUUUGUGUGUUUGCUGCCUAUGGCACCUUUUAAAAGACUGUUACACGUUAAAAAUGUACAUAUAUAAAUAUAUUUACCUGUUGCUGUACAGUUGUGAUAGACUGGACUGAAUUUAUUUUUGGUGUGCUUUUUUAUAAAAUAUUAAUACACUAAAGGCGAUCUUGCUGAUGUGAUUGUAAUGUACUAUGUAACUUAUUUACUUAAUAUCCUCUAUAUAUCUAAGAAACCCUUUUAUUAAAUGAGGUUUAAAAAUA
This is a messenger RNA of Numida meleagris (helmeted guineafowl), 10282 nucleotides long. RefSeq names its product ELM2 and Myb/SANT domain containing 1 (gene MIDEAS). The coding region runs from base 1064 to 4396 and encodes 1110 amino acids. The record is from RefSeq and is a predicted model, not a curated record. Gene Ontology annotation, cellular component: histone deacetylase complex; transcription regulator complex. The transcript is spliced from 15 exons. NCBI's taxonomy places the organism in Eukaryota, Metazoa, Chordata, Aves, Galliformes, Numididae. Gene Ontology annotation, molecular function: transcription corepressor activity. Gene Ontology annotation, biological process: regulation of transcription by RNA polymerase II; negative regulation of DNA-templated transcription.